Entamoeba invadens IP1 is the source of this 358-nucleotide messenger RNA. RefSeq lists its product as hypothetical. NCBI's taxonomy places the organism in Eukaryota, Evosea, Mastigamoebida, Endamoebidae. The record is from RefSeq and is a predicted model, not a curated record. The transcript has a single exon. The annotation marks the transcript as partial.
AUGCCACCAAAGAAAAAAAGCACACAAGGGAACACGAGUUUGGCACCUUCACAAGUCCAAACAACACCAGCGGAGUACGAAGGACCUUUUCAAGAAGUCAUGACACGAACAAUAGAAAACAUUAACAACUUUUUUACAAAACUUGAAAGGAGAGAGAGUUUUAACUUGAUGGAUUCGGCGACGUACAACGCAAUGAUCGCAGACUUUUUCAUGGAAACGGACAGCGUUAAUGCGUAUGGAGAGUGCGACUAUUUGGCUCGAUAUGUAGAGAGUCGAAUUCAAAGGUUUUUUGAGUCCUUCAAACAAGGGCUGAAGGACGCUCCCCUCCAGUCGUUGCUUAAAAAGUUCCAAUAUCAAA